UAGCACAAAGAGAAAAAUGGAGUAGUGUCAGUUGUCAGUAGUGUCGCGAUGUUCGAGUAAAACCAUCUUGUGGUGUUUUAUAUUUCAAAAGGAACGGUUCCAACGGAUCGAAAAAAAGAAGAAAAUCAUGGAAGAAAGAAAUCGCGAGCAUCAUCUUCAUUAUGUCACUAAUAUAUUUCCAGCUAUCCAUGUCGAUUCCGACACUGUGGACACGGCGCCCAACACUCACAUAAAUCAACUGGAUAUUUUCCUUUUGGCUUCUUCCAUACUUAUGCAUAUUGUAGAUAUGUGUUUUGAUUAUAACAUCGCUAUUCGAUACUUAUUGAUUGGCAAAGUGACGUAUUUCACUUGGACAAUUUGCCUUAUCCUAAUUCCCUCUUUGAUAAAUGUUAUAGUCAGUGAAAGGAUGCAACAUCAAGAUAGAGAAAGGAAUCCUGGCAUGGAUCCACUAGAUGAUCAUAAAAUAACGCGUUUAAUGGUCAAAAAUAAAUUAUACUUCGUGAUUGCUGUUCUCUUGCAAUUAGCGCCAGUUGUACAUUAUUGGGAAACUUUAAAAUAUGCAUUAAAAGCGCGUAAAUGUGAGAAAUCUGGAGACCGUACCAGUGAAAGACGAUAUUAUAUGAAGAUGCUCAAAGAAGAUCAAGAUGUUGCAUUGCUAAGGGUAUUUGAAUGUUUCCUGGAAGCUGCGCCGCAACAAAUUCUGCAACUCACUCUAAUAUUAAAGCAUUAUGAUAAUAGGAUUAAUCUUGAAUUUAUACAUCAAAUAAGUAGUAUCGUCAGUUCGCUUGUGAGCAUGGGUUGGGCAAUGGCUAGUUACCAUCGUAGCAUUCGAUUAGCUCAACAAGAUAAAUCGAAUAUUGGUGUUAUAGGAAUUAUUUUACAAUUUUUGUGGCACUUUUGCAUUACAGUGGCAAGGAUCUUAUCACUCAGUGUCAUUGCAAGCAUCUGGCCUGUAUAUACCAUAAUCUAUUGCAUAAUACAUUGGAUAAGUAUGACAAUAUGGAUUUUGAUCGAAUCUCAAGGAAUAUUAGAAUUUUGUCAAACUUACAGUCGUCCACCACAUAUGCAGCCUGCAUUUAAAGAACGCAUUUAUUCUAUAUUAUUUGCCUCAGUUAUUGGUGUAGUUCAUAUUUUCAUAUAUCUCAAUGCUGUGAAUGGCAAUACAUUUUGGAAGCAUAUGUUUUUCUACAUGCUAUGCUUUUUGGAAAAUAUUAUAUCAAAUUUGUUGUGGCAUUAUACUUCUCCUCCUAUAGUUAGAGAAGCUUGGUACUUUAAUGUAUUCUUUAUUAUUUGUAUUGUCUCGUUUUUCCUGGGAAUUGCAGCAAUGGUUCUGUACUAUACUGUUUUUCAUCCCUCAAAAAAGAAUCGUACUCCAAACAGAUCAGUUCAAGCAAUAUAACUUUAGAUAUCUAUUUCUUAUUCAAAAGAGACAGAAGAGAUGAGCUAUAUAAUGUAGCUAAUCAAUCCUGCAUUAUAAUUUUUAUAAGAUUUUAUGACAAUAUAAAGAAUGUGAAUGAAAUUGAAAGAAAUGAAUCUCACUAUCAUAUAAUCAAUACAUUACAUAUAAUUAUAUAUAAUAUAUAUUAUUCUAUAGAAGUCUGUGUAUAUAAUAGUUUCAUUGUAUAGGUCAAUUUUCAAAGAUUUUGUAAAAUGGAUAAACAAAGCCACUUUGAUUAUACUUCCAAGUAUCUUUAAAAUAUUAUAUUUUAAAAAGACUGUGCACACAGAAUUAUUUGUGUAAGACUGCAUGUAUAUAUAAUUGACAGGGGCCAACUACAUAUAACUUUUUAUAUUGGAAUUUUGAUAGGAAUCUUUUUGCUUAAGAGAUGUAAAGAAAUAUAACAUUUCUCAGGAAUAUUUAAAUAAAGCAUAUGAACUCAGAAUAUUCAGAAUACUAUACUAUGUAGUCUAAUUUAUAUGUAAGAUCUACUUAUGUGAUAUUAUUUGAUAAUGUUAAUACUCAAAAAUGUAUGCUCUCACAAUAUUUCAAUAGAUUAACAGAAUAAAUGGAAAACAUAAACAAAAA
Molecule: messenger RNA, 2026 nt
Organism: Formica exsecta
Lineage: Eukaryota; Metazoa; Arthropoda; Insecta; Hymenoptera; Formicidae
Product: XK-related protein 6
Exons: 4
Coding region: 128-1399 (423 amino acids)
Biological process (GO): engulfment of apoptotic cell; phosphatidylserine exposure on apoptotic cell surface; apoptotic process involved in development
Cellular component (GO): plasma membrane
Source: RefSeq, a predicted model, not a curated record